This is a messenger RNA of Colletotrichum graminicola M1.001, 1311 nucleotides long. Its product is annotated as cytidine and deoxycytidylate deaminase zinc-binding region. Lineage: Eukaryota; Fungi; Ascomycota; Sordariomycetes; Glomerellales; Glomerellaceae. Gene Ontology annotation, molecular function: tRNA-specific adenosine-34 deaminase activity. Gene Ontology annotation, cellular component: nucleus; cytoplasm. The transcript has 2 exons. Bases 1 to 1311 code for a protein of 436 amino acids. The record is from RefSeq and is a predicted model, not a curated record.
AUGCUGUCAGCCGAGCACCCUGCGCAUCCCAAAGAGGGCCUGGGGAGACCUGACGAUCAGUCUGUUGAGAAGGGCGAGCACGCUGGACCCGAUGUUAUCCAGCCCCAUGUUCUCACCGACAAUCUUAUCCCCCAGCAGCUGGGCCGAGGGGUCUUGAUUCCCUUGAAGACGACGCUUGAGAUCCGACAGGACCAUACCAUCGUGCAGGCCUUGAUCACCCGAGCGCCUUCUACGUCCACUAACAAUGUCGUCAACUUGAUCCGCUCGAUGCUCCCUGAGGGCGUGGCUAACAACCUGCCUCACUUGCGCCGGUGCGCAAAGCCAGCCGAUAUCCCGGCUCACCUCAAGACGCAGUUCAUGAACGACUCUCCGGAAGGCCGCCAGGUCCACACCGGAAAGUCGACCUGGAUCUACAUCAUGCUUGGCGAAGAGAAAGACUUUGAACGGCAUGACUUGACUGUCAAAUUGUCCGCCAUUGAAGGCUUGGGGGAGAAUCUCUUCCUUACCAAGAUCCCAAUCCCCGCGGUGCCCCCCACUUCCCAGAUACAGGCGGCCAUGUGGACAUCGCAGUUCUGGCCCACGGUGUACAGGAAGAACAAUCCUUUGGGACCACACCCUAGCAUGGUUAGCCGCUCAACAGAGACCAUCAAGGACGAGACGUCCCUGUGGAUGACGUUGGCCCACCGCGUCGCUCUCCAGGCCAGGAAGGCGGGCGUCGGCGAGGCCAUGGGCGCUGUCAUUGUGCAGCGCGAGGGAGGCAAGUCGACGCUCGUAGCAGUCGCCGGAGAUGCUCGCUGGCACCAGGAACCCAGUCGCAGCGGUACCGGCAACCCCAUGGCUCACUGCGCGCUCAGAGCUAUCAGCAUGGUCGCACAGAAGCUUGUCCGACACGAGAGACGGGUGGCCGGACACUCCCACUCGCCUCCCAUCCUCGAGUACGACAUGUUCCAAGAUCUCCCGCUCGUCGAAGAUGAGCUCACGGUAUAUAACGAUGAGCACCCCAAUACGGACGGCUAUCUGUGCCACGGCAUGGAAAUGUACCUGACCCACGAGCCUUGCGUUCAGUGCUCGAUGGGAAUACUGCAUUCACGAAUGGGCAAAGUCGUCUUCGCGCAGCGGAUGCCGCUUACCGGGGGCAUGUGCUCAGAGGACCGAGGCCACGAUCAUCCCGAACUGGUCAACUGCGGCGGCGGCGAAGGACUCGGUCUCUUCUGGAGACGCGAGCUCAACUGGAGCUUGUUGGCAUGGGAGUGGGAAUCAAGCGACUGUGUGGGACCCUUGCCGCCGGUUGAUCACAGAGUCCAUGCUUAG